Laccaria bicolor S238N-H82 is the source of this 1401-nucleotide messenger RNA. RefSeq lists its product as uncharacterized. The record is from RefSeq and is a predicted model, not a curated record. The transcript has 4 exons. Bases 1 to 1401 code for a protein of 466 amino acids. NCBI's taxonomy places the organism in Eukaryota, Fungi, Basidiomycota, Agaricomycetes, Agaricales, Hydnangiaceae.
AUGCCGUACAUGCGGCUCGUUUCUUCGACAGAAUCUUUUCGCCUGCCAAUCCCCGAGGACGCUAUAGCCACCACCCACAACUGUCAAUGUAUCAGAAGAGCAGUAGAUGUUAUUGUGGUUCGUUUCUGCAUUCUUGAAAAGCUAAAACUCCAAUUUUGCAAUUGUCGACCAGCCGCAGUUCAGCUGCUUCAACGCGGAUUAUUUCCUUCCGCACCAUUUGCGCCGUCCCUGGCUGUUGAUAUCCGAGUUCUAGACUUUGUAUCCCGACUGUUUCUUCAUGUUUCCCCCAAUGCCACUGCAUGGUGCAACACCGUUGAAGAGUUUCUUCAAAGUCAAGGUUAUAAACUUACUACUCAGGAUUCCCUCCGCCGCCGAUUUAGUGAAGCCUUGAAAUGGUACAACGGACUUCAAGACGCUACUACCAAACAUGUUGGCAAUGUCCUCUACCAUGUUCGGACGAUAAUCACAGGUUAUAAUGAUGGGUCUCAUACAACAGCAGUUGUUUCUCUAAACGAGUCAACUCCUCGCACCACACAACCACCUCGUGUUGACGCCGUUGAAGGCAAUCCAGCACCAGAAUUUCCUCUCGAAGAUGCGCUCCCAAACGCAAGACUUCCCCGGCCCUUGACACCCCUCGGUAGCUCAACAGUUCCACCUUCCACCCCCAUUGCCCGGAAGCGACAUCGUUCAGAAGAUACUAGCACCCGACCACCCCCAGUCACCAUGGUUGAAAUCGAGGAUGAAGAUGCGCUUCCGAACGCAAGACAUCCCCGGCCCUCGACACCCCUCAACAGCUCAACAGUUCCACCUUCCACCCCCAUUUCCCGGAAGCGACAUUGUUCGGAAGACACUAAUGGCUGGAAGCGACAUCGUUCGGAAGACACUGAUGGCUUGAGGACUCCCUUUCCAAUGCCAAUCCCACGUGACCGCCCCAGUGAUUAUCUUCGUUCAUGGUGCCCUCUAUGCUUCGGGGGAGAUCCAAAUCAGAGGCUUGGAGGUAAUGUCCCCGAUAUCAUUGUAUGUGUCGAUGCAUGCUUCAAGCAAAAAGAGAAUGAAGGACAGUCUGACCCACCCCGUGAGCACCCUCGGAGUGUCUUCAUAUCAGAUGCCACCGCAUCAAAGAUGGAGGAAUAUGUUGAGGGCAUUCGUCUGAGCAAGGCUAAGAAGGGUCCGAAACGCCAAAAACCGUCUGAUAGUAGUAAAACCGAUCAUGACUCGGAUGAAGAGGAUGGCUAUGAUGGUCCAUUGAAGGUUCCACAGUCUGUUUUGGCUGGCUGCGAGAAGAGCUUUACAGCCGCCAAUGAAACACGUGAAAAGGCUAGCACACAGUUUUUCGCCGUCACUGCACUGAUGGCUCUUCUCUGCCGCCAUGACCGUGUUAUAUGGAUCGUCAAUAUGUGA